Molecule: messenger RNA, 663 nt
Organism: Ilex paraguariensis (yerba mate)
Lineage: Eukaryota; Viridiplantae; Streptophyta; Magnoliopsida; Aquifoliales; Aquifoliaceae
Source: the annotation of a GenBank genome assembly
AUGGGACCUGAUGUUUUGAAAGAAGUCAUUGAGAAAGCUGAGUUAUAUCCUAUAAAAGGGUUGUUCAGCUUCAGAGAUUAUUAUGAGGAGAUUGAUUCCUAUUAUCAUCAAACUCUUGGCUAUGAACUUGGGGUUUCAACUGGAUGGAUGGCAUUAAAUGAAUUAUACAAUAUCUGUGGUGGUAGUCCAUUGGCCAAGGCUUUAGACCAUGAAGUUGUGCCAGGAGAGCUGACCAUAGUAACUGGAGUGCCAAAUUCAGGCAAGAGUGAGUGGAUUGAUGCACUUUUAUGCAAUCUUAAUGAAAGGGUUGGUUGGAAAUUUGCACUUUGCUCGAUGGAGAACAAGACCGUGGGUUUGAUGGGUUGGUCAUGUCGCCUGUGGCUUGGUUUGGAUAAUAUAGUAACUGCCCCAAUUUGGCUUGGGCCUAGUACGGAGCUAGGGCAUGGGCUUGAGCCAGAGGUGGUGAUUGGCUCGGACUGGGUCUGGUCAGUAUAUCCUGGCCUUGAGUCCGGCCCAACCAGACCAAGAGCAUCAGGAUGCUCUUAUUUUGAUUGGCCUGGCCCAUGGAAAGCCCUUUGUGAAGGGGGGAGUCGACUGAACAUCUCAGCCAUUGGAGAGAAUUUCGCCGGCAUCCGAUUCUCAAUUCUUGUUCACCCCGGAUGA